GGCCAUGCAGGACGGUGCUAGUAGUGGGGCGGAUUACCGCACAGUCAUUUCGGGAUGAAGCUUCCAUUCAAAUCAGUGAAGGCUUCGGUGCUGCGCUAUACAUGGGCGAGUCUUGUGCACCUGUGCACGUACCCAAAGGGUCAGUUUACACUGCAGAAUACCCACCCACAGAAAUUCCAGGGGAAUACAAAACCUUCCUGGUGUCUGAUCUCACCUGUCGCACUAAUACCUGCAACAUGGCACCAACGGGAUGCUGCAACUGGGACUGCAUGUCCAGCCUCAUUUUCACCCGUGAAUGUCGAUGUCAGUAAGCUUAUCCUGGCCGUAAAAUUGUAUGCUGACCAUGAUUGGAAAGGAAAGACCAAGACAUUAUCUUCCUACUUUUACAAAUGUCUUGACACCUGAUCGGAUUCCUGAAUUUUGUAUACCUCCCAGACACCAAAGUCAGAAAGAGCUAAGUCCUCAGUACUUGUCCAUUCCUGACCUCAGCACGUCAGUGUUUGAAGCAAUAAGACCAAUUUUAUUUGACACUCAUACCAUUCAAGUACACAGUGUAGAAGAUACUCUUGAGGAGGAGAAUACUAAUGCAGAUCCCCAGUCACAGGCUGCUUUGUCAUUGCCCCAUCUUCCAAAAACACAAACCUGCUAUGGUUUUUGUACCUUGCUGGAAAGCCCUAAUACAAGAAGAAAAGAGUCACUAUUUCACAAUGACCCUGCUAAUCCACCCAUUUUGCUACCUCGAUCUCGCUCUAAUACUAUAUCUUAUAAAGGAAUUUCCUCUGCAGACUGCUACAGCACUGCAAAUUUAAGACCUCUUAAGCGGUCUGGGACUUUAGAUAGUGACACAACAUCGUCUACUGACUCCUCUCCUUUUAGCUCCCCUCUGCUGCAAAGAUCUCUCCCAAUGGCACUGUUAAAAGCUUUUAACCAGGACAAUAAAUUGUCCAGGGCAUUAAAGGUUGGCUACAAAUCUUCUGCUCUUAGGAACAGUUCAGUUUCUACUGAUGAGGAUAGCUCAACAGACAGUAGCCCAUGUGUCACAAGAAGAGCAUCCCAAGAGUGGGCAUAUCACUCUCCUGCAUAUCCCAACACUGGUCUGCUAUUGUCACCUGGGCAAUUCCCUAUAGAUAACACUGUAACUCUAGACACAGGAGGAAUCUUAAGGCUUUCCACUGAAUAUCGACCUGAAAACCUGAGACUCCGUAUUCGUAUUGUCAGUGCAGAAGGACUGUACAAACAGUCUGUAGAUCCCAAAAAUAUCAGCUGCUACAUUUCAAUAUCAUUAGUACCUGGCAAAAAUCAAAAGCAAAGAAGCACACUGAUCCGUGGAAGCCGGAACCCAAUCUUCAAUGAAGAUUUCUUUUUUGAUGGGUUAGAGCCUCAAGAUCUUUUCCAGAAAACUCUGAAGAUAAAAGUGCUAAAUAAAGGAUAUGGUGUAAGAAGAGAAAAUAUUUUGGGGAAGAGCAAACUCCAUCUUCUUAAUGCUUUAGUGCUUUAAGACAUCUUAUUUAGUUUGCACCCAACUUAAAUAAAA
Messenger RNA from Hyla sarda, 1534 nucleotides. Its product is annotated as C2 calcium-dependent domain-containing protein 4C-like. The transcript is spliced from 3 exons. The coding region runs from base 335 to 1498 and encodes 387 amino acids. The record is from RefSeq and is a predicted model, not a curated record. Lineage: Eukaryota; Metazoa; Chordata; Amphibia; Anura; Hylidae.